AUGAAAACCUCCAUCACCACCACCAUCAUCACCCUCCUAACCACCAAUACCCUCCUCCAAGCCCAAGCCGCAACCUGCCAAGGCUCCCACGGCGGCGCCUGGGGGGGCGCAACCUGGGAAUCCAUCAACAAAGCAAUCGCGCAAACAUGCAACUCCCAACCUUACAACGACGGCUACAAAGCCGUCGAAGUAACUGCCGGUUACCAAAUCGCCUCUGCAGAAGCUGAUGUUGGUACGGGUGGUUCACCGAAUUGUUGGGCGGCUAUGUAUCAGAUUAGGGAUCAAUGUUUGGAUACUGGGAAAGGACAUUAUGCGACGCAGGGGGAGUGGCAGUAUGGGGAUGAGUAUUAUUUUUUGUGGGCUUGGGAUCAGGCUGAUUGUCGGCAUCAGCUUGCUGGUGGUGGCACAAAUGUUUCGUUCCAGCGUGACAAAUGGUACAAAACAAGGAGAUGA
Molecule: messenger RNA, 453 nt
Organism: Talaromyces stipitatus ATCC 10500
Lineage: Eukaryota; Fungi; Ascomycota; Eurotiomycetes; Eurotiales; Trichocomaceae
Exons: 2
Coding region: 1-453 (150 amino acids)
Source: RefSeq, a predicted model, not a curated record